GGAAAAGCCAUGAACAUCAGCGUACAGCCUUCCUUCCAAGAUGUCAUUGACGAUGCUAAGGACCUGAGAGAGACUACAAGUUCCUUUUGGAUCAACUUUACACAGCUGGAACAGCUGGAUGAUGGCAUCACAGAUGAACAAGUUAUCCAAGUAUCAAAAGUGGAAGGUGAUGAUGGAGUGAAGUUUGAGAGCGAUAACCUCCGCUUCAUACAAACCGAGCCCGGAGACUAUAAUGUUGAGUAUAAGGGUUAUGAAUUUGUCCUGGAGACUGCACGCAGGGUCUGUGGUACUGGUUUGGAGAAUGCGACAAGUUUCCACAUAUCGCCCGAUGAGACAAGGUAUUUGAUUGGUGACGAUGGAGGUUCCUUAAUACUGGGGUCCUUAGCUGAUGGCUGUCAGAAGAAAACGAUUAAAUCUGCCCAUUACUCCACAAUUACAAGGUCUUGCUUCUUCCCAUCGGGUGAGGUCGCGUUGACUACUGGCCUUGACCUUCAAAUAAAGAUCUGGAAUCUACAGGACGGUUCGUCGCCUCGUGUAUUUAAGUCUCAAAAGUCAAGAAUUACAGAUCUCGUUAUGGUUGAGCGUGGAAGGAACUUUCUGUCCUCAAGUCUUGAUGGAACCAUCAAUCUGUGGGAUUGUGCCUCAGGUAUGUGUAUUUCAACGUUUAAGAGAUCACGUACAGUGAAUGAUGGGGUGACGGCCCUGUGCAUCGCAAAGGGGGAAUCGAAGCUUCAGCACACCAAAUCUUCCUACGAGCAUGGAACAUUGGGGAAGACGCUAAUAGCUGGCCAUAACAGUGGGACUGUCACUUUGUUUGACCUGGGAUCAAGGGAGGAAAUACUAAAUGUUGGUGGCUUCCAAUCUGCUGUUGUUGAUGUUCUCAAACCAUCAGAAUUCAACGUUUUAAUAUCAUAUGAGAAUGGUAAAGUCAAAUCUUGGGAUUUGAGAAAUAUUGGAACUCAUACGAACGAAAUCGACUUGAAGAAUACCAUCAAUAGCACAGUGAUAGACGAUGAAUCAAUCGUCGUAUCGUACGCUACGGGCUAUCUUUCAAGGCUCACACACACACUGGAGUCAAUAUCUACAAUUGUAGGCACAGAGGAUAACGUGACACUUUUAGCAUCCCAGGGUACCACAUAUCUAUGUUCUUCUUCCAGUAUUUAUAAACUAUAGAUGCUAUAAAUAAAUGGACAUGGAAACUAAAAUCAUGGGUGUAUCUUAUCAGUGGUGCUGAAUGUUUUCUCGAGAUAUAAUUGUAUACUGAAACAAUGAUCAUACUGGUUGAAUAACAAUUUCUAUCACGUUUCCCUGAUCUUUCUCGAAUAUAUACAGGUAUGAAAGGUCUAGUAUUGACAGAAAUUAUCCGAUCCAAUCGAGUCCGUUAACCUCUUUCCAUGUAUCUUUAAGCAAUUCUUGACAUUUU
Williopsis jadinii is the source of this 1423-nucleotide messenger RNA. It is a transcript of the gene RPN14, whose product is annotated as Rpn14p. Bases 10 to 1173 code for a protein of 387 amino acids. The transcript has a single exon. The record is from RefSeq and is a predicted model, not a curated record. Gene Ontology annotation, molecular function: protein binding. NCBI's taxonomy places the organism in Eukaryota, Fungi, Ascomycota, Saccharomycetes, Phaffomycetales, Wickerhamomycetaceae.